AUGACAGUCUACAAAUUGCCAUUUGGUUUAUAUCUUCGAAGAGGUUCUCCAGGACUGUUCGAGAAGUACAAAGUCGAAGCUCAUACACUCCGUAUGGUAGAACAGUUCACAUCUAUCCCAGCACCUCGGGUUAUUGAUGUCCUCAGUACCCCUCGCUUUUCAUACUUGCUUCUGACUCGUGUCCCUGGGCGGCCGAUCGGUCCGAUGAUAAGCGUAAUGACGGACGAACAGCUAGAACAAGUCGUGGUUGACCUCAAACGAUAUGUCGCUGAGCUUCGAAAAAUGCCUAAAAACGUUGGAGAGCUCCAGAUUUGCAACUCUCAGGGCGGUGGAGUUUUGGACUGGCGAAUUCCUGAUAGUCAACGAGAGGAACUACGGUUUGAAACCGAGAAACAUUUCAACAAGUACCUGACUGAUCCCUUUUGGGACGAGAUCCGAAGCCGCGCUGCUGUGUCCCACAAUAUCCCACAUGACAUUGUUUUCACUCACGGUGACCUUAACCCUCGGAAUAUCCUCGCGGAGAAUGGUAAAAUAACUGGUAUUGUUGACUGGGAAAAUGCAGGUUGGUUUCCAGAAUACUGGGAGUACACCAAGGCUCACUAUAGUGUUCGGUCACUAAUACGGUGGCUUGCCGAUGUUGUUGACCGAGUUUUUGAGGGCUAUCGCGAUGAAUUGAUCGUGGAGAAUAUGCUUUCCGACCUACUCGGGCCUUUCUAA
Molecule: messenger RNA, 717 nt
Organism: Uncinocarpus reesii 1704
Lineage: Eukaryota; Fungi; Ascomycota; Eurotiomycetes; Onygenales; Onygenaceae
Exons: 1
Coding region: 1-717 (238 amino acids)
Source: RefSeq, a predicted model, not a curated record